This is a messenger RNA of Rubroshorea leprosula, 1058 nucleotides long. NCBI's taxonomy places the organism in Eukaryota, Viridiplantae, Streptophyta, Magnoliopsida, Malvales, Dipterocarpaceae. The record is from the annotation of a GenBank genome assembly.
CAUAUUGACUUCACCAAAAUGCUAGAAUUCCUGUCAAUUAUUUAUUUACCUUUAAAAUUUUUCAUUUUCUUUUGGUGAAGACAGCUAAAUGAUAUCAUUCCUUGAUACUUGUUUUGAUCCAUUUUGUUGGGGUUGGGGAUAACAUUCAGAUCCUUUUAAGUAACUUCAUCUCAUAGUCAUUGUAUCCUCAAUUGUUUCCACCUUAAUUUUGUGAACAUCUAUUCUUACUCUCGUUCUGAAUUGUCACUUAUCCAUCUCAAUAUAUCUGAAGAGCAGGGAUGAAUUCUUUUGUUCAGUGCUUAUUUAUUUAUUGACUUGGUUCUUUAUUGCUUGUUUCCUCAAUUCCUCAACAUGCUUAUGGAUGGUUGAUGCAUUUCAUUUUCAUAUGGCUGCUAAUUUGAAUAAGUUCCUCCUUUUCUUCUCCAACUGGCUUUUUCUUGGGGAGGUAGAGUGGUUUCCACUUAUACAUUGUUCUAUAACCAUAAGUUCUUCUGGAUUAGGUUGCUUUACUGAAGAGUGUUCCCCUACGCUUAUAUGUGAACUUUUUGGCCUUCAAUGGUAUAUCAUUCAACACCAGCUUAGACUGGACUAAUGUGAGUGUUUCCUUGCAAAACUGGUGCUCAUGAUAGCAAUGCAUAUCAACCAACCUUUUUUACUUUUCUUCCCAGAAAAAUUUUAAUUUCCAGCUGGAAGUAUCUAAUGCCAAAUUUGUUCUUGGAAUCCUGCUAAGAUUGGUCGCUUGCAUUGUCUAUAUCCAUGGUGGGAGGAAGCGACUGUGAAUUUUAUGAUUAGUGGUGGUUAUAAUAUCAGUCAAAAGAUUGAGCAGGUCAAGCAGAAGACACUUAUCAUAUGGGGUGAGGAUGACCAGAUUAUUAGCAACAAGCUUGCAGUGAGAUUGCAUUGUGAACUGCCAAAUGCAACUAAACGCCAAGUAGCAGAUUGUGGCCACCUUCCUCAUGUAGAAAAGCCAAAAUCUGUUGCAAGAUUAAUCUCAGAAUUUGUUAGGGAUUGUUGCCACGAAGACACUUGUUGCAUUUAAUUAAAUAAAAUUUCUUAUU